GCCCGGCCGCCGCUCCCGCCUCGCAGCCGCCGCCGCCGCUCCCGCCCGCCGAGCCGCGCCGGGCCAGCCCUGUGCAUUGUGGUCCGUCGGCGGCGGGGGGCGAACAUGGCCGAGAAGCAGAAGCACGACGGGCGGGUGAAGAUUGGCCACUACGUGCUGGGAGACACGCUGGGGGUCGGCACCUUCGGCAAAGUCAAGAUUGGUGAACACCAGCUGACGGGGCACAAAGUAGCAGUAAAAAUACUCAACCGACAGAAAAUACGCAGCCUGGAUGUGGUUGGGAAGAUCAAACGAGAAAUUCAAAACCUUAAACUCUUCCGGCACCCUCAUAUUAUCAAACUGUACCAGGUCAUCAGCACGCCAACAGACUUCUUCAUGGUCAUGGAAUAUGUAUCUGGCGGAGAAUUAUUUGAUUACAUCUGUAAGCACGGACGUGUUGAAGAGGCAGAAGCUCGACGCCUUUUUCAGCAGAUUCUCUCUGCGGUGGAUUACUGCCACAGACACAUGGUUGUCCACCGAGACCUGAAACCAGAGAACGUGUUGCUGGACGCACACAUGAAUGCAAAGAUCGCCGAUUUUGGCUUGUCCAACAUGAUGUCAGAUGGUGAAUUUCUACGCACCAGUUGCGGUUCCCCAAAUUAUGCAGCCCCUGAAGUCAUCUCUGGAAGGCUGUACGCUGGCCCUGAGGUGGACAUCUGGAGCUGUGGCGUUAUCCUCUACGCCCUUCUCUGUGGCACACUGCCUUUUGAUGACGAGCACGUCCCCACCCUCUUCAAGAAGAUCCGGGGGGGUGUGUUUUACAUCCCAGAAUACCUCAACCGCUCCGUUGCCACUCUUCUCAUGCACAUGCUGCAGGUUGACCCCCUAAAGCGAGCAACCAUCAAAGACAUCAGGGAACACGAGUGGUUUAAGGAGGAGCUGCCCAGUUACCUGUUCCCAGAGGACCCUUCCUAUGAUGCCACUGUCAUCGACGACGAUGCGGUCCGGGAAGUUUGCGAAAAGUUUGAAUGCACAGAGUCAGAGGUGAUGAACAGCCUGUACAGUGGUGACCCUCAGGACCAGCUGGCAGUGGCUUACCACCUCAUCAUAGACAACCGCAGGAUCAUGAACCAAGCCAGCGAGUUCUACCUUGCCUCCAGCCCCCCCACCGGCUCUUUCAUGGAUGACAGUGCCAUGCACAUCCCUCCUGGGGUGAAGCCGCACCCUGAGCGGAUGCCACCAUUGAUAGCAGACAGUCCCAAAGCACGAUGUCCUUUGGAUGCCCUCAACACCACCAAGCCAAAACCUCUGACUGUCAAAAAGGCCAAGUGGCACCUGGGAAUCCGCAGCCAGAGCAAGCCGUAUGACAUUAUGGCUGAGGUCUACCGUGCUAUGAAACAGCUGGACUUCGAGUGGAAGGUGGUGAACUCUUACCAUCUCCGAGUGCGCCGCAGGAACCCGGUGACGGGUAAUUAUGUGAAGAUGAGCCUGCAGCUCUACCAGGUUGACAACCGCAGCUAUCUCUUGGACUUCAAAAGCAUCGACGAUGACGUGAUGGAGCAGAGGUCCGGCUCGUCCACGCCGCAGCGCUCGUGCUCCGCCGCUGGCUUGCAGCGCCCAAGGCUGAGCAUCGAUGCCGCCGCAGCUGCCGAGUGCCAGUCACUGAUGGGCUCCCUGAGCGGUUCCUUUGUCGGCAGCAUCCCCUCAGUGCCACCGCGCCUGGGCAGCCACACCAUGGACUUCUUCGAGAUGUGCGCCAGCCUGAUCAUGGCCCUGGCUCGCUGAUGGGCAGCGCCGACGCACCGGUCCCUCUGCACACAGUGUUGCACUGUGAGGAUCUGGUCUGGCUUAUCCGUUCCUUACUGCUUCUGCUUCAUUCCUCCUCCUCCUCUGCCCCUCACUGGUCCACAGCCUGUGACACAGAGCCAAUUCCAGACCCAAAACAUAGUCCCCUCUACGAAGGCACUGGGGAAAUUAAAAAUAACUUCAUUUCACUCCUUAUAUCAUGGUGAAAUGUAGCCAAUACCUUUUUUUCUAGUGAACCAAAUGGGAAAUGUUGGCAUAGCUGUAAAAUAGCAAAUGUAUCACUGAGGUUUUGGAAAACAUCUCCCCCUUGUUGAUCCCAAGUUAACAGCCAUGGCCGAGCUUUCUGCGAUGUAGGUAGCGCACAGUGAGGCUGGUGUUGUAUCCCCUUUGCUGUGCAGAGCAGGGGCAGGAUGGGCUGAACCAGGUCAGAGGGGUUGACCGGGAGCUAUGUGAAAUGGAGCAGGGGGGAGAUGAAGUAACUCUGUGCCGGUGGGGCUGCCAUCCUCUGGUGACACUUUCCUCCUCAACUAGCAGCUGCUUCGACACUUCUGCACUAGUGCAAUACGCCUUCCCUCCCCUAUGUGUGUUGUUUUUUUUUUUUUCCCCUGCUAAAUAUGGGGAGGGAAGGUGGGAUGCAAAGGUCUUGUCACAAACCUGCCAUGGGAAAGCCUCCACAUGUCAAGUCUUGGCAGAGGAGUGUCCCAUCAGAUGGUUUAUUUCCUCCUUCCAAGAGUCCUGGACCUACUCCCCACAUUCAAACAUGAAGGCUGUUUGCUUUUUCUCCAGCCCCUAACCAUCACCCCCCUCCAAGCCGCUCACCCUCUCCACCACCUCCAGGGACCGUAUCCCAAGCAGGAUUUGGAUGAACCACUGAUGGAGGGCAGGAUGCCGACAAGCCACCUGAAACCCAGCGCUUCGCCCACUGUGCACCCAAGGGCUUGGAUCGUCACCACCGGGCAAGAAUCAGCAAGAACGCUCGGCUCCAGAGCGUUUACCUCUCACCUUUCCCAUAGGAAGCCCUCCACGUGCUGUCACCACCCGAAAAUCGCUGCCAAAUCUGCCUUCCCUGCUUGCCGCUUCAUGCCGCUGGAGACUCACUUCUCACGCCGAAGGGCUCCCCUGUCCUGCUGCUGCUCUCCAGGCUGUGACCAUCACCGCUGAUAAGGCAGGGAUAUCUCAAUUCAGACUUUUUCUGUUUCUUUACUAUCUGAAGGGAUAGGGUUUUAUUUUCUAAGACAAUCUGGGGAUUUUUAAGGUUAAAAUUCUUGUUAUUCAAGGGUAAACUUUAAUGCAUGUGUGACUUCUUUGUUUAAAAGAACUGUUGGUUUUGAUUACUUAGGCUUAAUCUAAUGGGCAGCACUGGCAUCUGCUUGGCUUUUCUAUGGUAUUUAAUUCCAUUUACUUGAUUGCAAAAGAACUUAAUAGUCUAAUCAGUCAAGGAACAAAUGCUUUAUGAAAACUUGGCCAAAAAAAUCCUGGGUGGUUUUUUGUUUUGUUUUGUGUUAAGAAACAAAGCAAAGAACUUCUGCUGGUCCCAGAUAUGUGGUCACUCAACUUAAAAAAAAAAAAAACAAACAAAACAAAACAAACCUAUCUUUUUGAUAGUUUUUUUAUCAUCCAUUGAGGUUUUUUUGCUAGUAUUUUUUGUACGGUUGCACUUUAGUUUAUACUUUCUGCAAGUUUCUAUGGGAAGGAAGAGAAAGACACAUUAAGCCUUUUGUACUAAUCAUUUUAGGUAAUGAAGACAAAUACAGGAUAUUUUUGCCAUCUACUGGCAGUUAAGUGGACAUUUUCAGCUUUUGUCCCCUUUUUAAAACAAAAAUACCCCACAAAAUUGCCUUACUUUUGUUACAGAUUAUGCUUGGAUGCUCACUAACGUGACUUCACAGCUCGUUUUUCCAGAAGCCGCACAAAGUAGAAAGCUUCCAAAAAAAAAUCAGUUUUGUUGUUAGGUUCUCAUACUCUAAAUCCAAUGCAGCAGUGGUUGGAUUAUAAACCUGGCAGCAGAACAAUUUUGUUUUUAAAAGAAACACUGGAAAUGUUUGUAGUACUCCUAGGUUUUGUAAUGAGUUUUUUAUUAUAUUAUCAAGAUUAAAUAAAUAGUCUGGGCUGGAGGAUGGAUUUGGUACUGUGCCUGGUGGCUAUCCAAGGAUGCUUGUCUCUAGUGCUCUGGGGUUAGCAGGUCAUAUCUGGCGAGGAUGGAGAAUCCUGCAUGUAAAAAAAACCCCAUCCUAGAGCCAAAGCUGAGCAGCACCCAGCUCUUUAGCAGCUUUUGGGUCAGCAUCAAAGUGGGAGCAAACAGCCCUACAUGGUUUUGGGUGCUGGAGAUGAGCCCCUUUGCAAAGGAGCAGGAGGGGCUGGCUGAGCAUAUGUAGGAACAGACAUUAAUUUCCACCAGGAAAGAGUUAGGAGUGUCCAUACUUCCACUGUGAAAUGUAUUUGAAAUGUAAACGGCUGGUUAAAUUAUCAUUGCUCACAACUGAGCAUCUUUCCAGGUUGCUUGUCCUGGCAACACCUGUAGCCCAGUUGAUAAGGGGCUGGUGUGUUUGGUACAAUCUGUUGUUCAGAAUCAUGUAGAUGUACAGAUGUCUUGCCUUAAAAUUACACUUGUCCUCUGGGAUUUCUUUUACCGAGUGGGACUACUAGUAUUAAAUAGCAGCAAAUGCUCUUGGGAGGAAAUAUUUCCUUGCUGGAGGCGGGUGGGAUUUCUAGGUGGUAGGACAAGCGCUUUUAGCACUUGACAUCUUCUCAGACCCAUGCAAACGUUAACUCGUGUGUGGAUCUGCAAAACCAGUCCUGCCAAGGAGGUGGUUUUCCAUAUGGAGAGAAAGAAAGGGACAAAGCAACUUUCCUGCUGGAUGGCAGCAGAGGCAGUGGAGCAAGCAGGACUGAUGGAAGUGCCACUUAGAUGAAUGCAUCAGAUUGAACUGUCCAUUACAGCCUUACCCAAUCCUCACUGUGUUUUGAAAUAUUCUGAGAAUUUUAACAUUUUUUCCCCCCAAUUUGUUUUACCUUCAAACAGGCUGUUUUCUCAUUCCCAGCUGCAAAGAAGGUGCUGACCUCUGGUUACAUUUUCCAGGGGAAAAGUUUAAUUCUUACACUGUGGUCAAUUUUGUUUUGUGAGUUAUGCUGGUACAUGCACAAGCAUCAGGAAAAGCAGGGUAGAUGUAUUUGAACUACAGAAACUUGAAAUACUCCAAGUGCAAUUCUUCAAAAGCCACUGGGCAGCUGUGCUUUGCAAGCCACAAACUCAAAUUUGCUUCGGGCAGAGAGAGAGAAAAGGCAAAGGAUCAAGUUCAGUUAGGCUCCAGCAUUAACCUCCAGCUCCUGGAUGAGGCAAUGAAGAGAGAUUGUACUGUACUAGCUGGUGAAUAUAUAUGUAUAUAUUAUAUAUGGUUACAUAUAUAUAUAUAUAUAUAUAUAUAUAUAUAUAUAUAUAUAUAAAAAAUUUAAAAUGUAGGUAGUAUCCCUGUCAUUGGCCUCUCAUUUUCAUUUGCCCAGCAGGUAGGUGUGUGCCAUCACACACACUACUCCCAGCAUGCGAGAGGACCCAGAAAAAAGGGGGAUGAUAUUUUUACACCCUCUUUUAGAUAAAGCCCAUGAGAAGCUUAGCUGACCUCGUCAGACCCAGCAUGGCCUCAUCCAGGGAGAGGUGGCAUCAGGAGCCGUGAGCAUCCUGCCCUCCCACUGUCCCUGACCGGAGCCCUGGUGCCAAUGAGGUUUGGGCAGUUUUAUUUUCAGGAGUCAGAGCUGAGCAGACAAAGGCAGUGGGAUUUUUUUUUUUUCUCUUUAACAAGUCAGAAAUGCAUCUUCAGAGCGUGCAUCCAAUUUAGCAUUUCAUAAGGUGUGUAGAACCAUGGGGUAUAUAUGGGCAGUGUUGUAAAAAAUGAAGCAACUGGUUAGUAUCUGUUGUAUAAGCAUUUUUUUUUUGGUGUGAUUAUAGUGCUGUUUGUAUUGGAAUAGAUGAAGUUUGAACAAAAUAACCAUUCUGCCUACUCCUUUUCAUUUUACUGCUCUUUACCAUCAGUUGUCUUAUGUGCACUCCUAUAGAAGGAAGAGAGACCUAUAUACAGGACAUGAAAUCGUGCCUUCGAUAUACAUUAGGACUGCGCAGCUUUGUUUCAGGAGGUGCACAAAUCCCCCAGCUUAUGCAGAAUCCCACCGGUGAGACAUGCAGGCUGUGUUCCUAAAUACUUGAAGUACCAUUUGUUGUGCAAUUAUUUGGCUUCACCCUUUUACUAGCUGAGCGGGGGAAGAAGAAUCACACAUCCGUCCUUUUGGCGCACAAAGCAAAACUGAAUCCCAGUAUAACUGUAGUGUCUGUGGCCCAGCAUCUUUGGGCAGACAAAAUUCAGCUCUGUGAAAGAGAUGAACCAGGUUAGUCUGGUGCAACUUUUUGUUCGUACUAUAAGGAGUAUUUAUGAUAUUAUGCAAUUAAGGUUUCGUAUUUUAACAAAAAAAAUCAUAAAAAGCUCUGAGUAUAAGCAUUGCUUCAAACAUGUCAUUAAUAUGAACCUCAGAAAAAAAAUACUGAUCUCUAUAAAUCCUCUGUUCUCCUUGGCAUUUUAUGUUUUGUCAACUGAUGGGCUGGAGAAGGUUUUUGUCUUCAAAUUAAUUACUGUAGUACUUUCUGGGUGCAGCCGUUCUGGAAGGGCACAGGGCCUAGGUUCAGUUUUGUCCUUUGUGCAAGUAAUUGUGCAUUAGAUAAUCACAAUGAAGCCUUUUACCUUCCAUUUAUGGUGUGGAAAGUGUUUCUGGGUGUACUGCACUGCAUGUCAUAGCUGUCUCCGUGGUUGACAUUUGCACUUUAAUAAACUCAGAGAUGAAAAGAG
Molecule: messenger RNA, 6617 nt
Organism: Columba livia (rock pigeon)
Lineage: Eukaryota; Metazoa; Chordata; Aves; Columbiformes; Columbidae
Gene: PRKAA2
Product: protein kinase AMP-activated catalytic subunit alpha 2
Exons: 10
Coding region: 106-1764 (552 amino acids)
Biological process (GO): protein phosphorylation; intracellular signal transduction
Cellular component (GO): cytoplasm
Molecular function (GO): ATP binding; AMP-activated protein kinase activity
Source: RefSeq, a predicted model, not a curated record